AUGUCCUAUAACCAACAGCGUCACGAGAUGCUUCGAAAGCUUCAGAUCGAACAACUUCCGACCCUCUACGCUCCAACAGAAAUGGAAGAACACUACCACCCAUUCGGCGAGAGCUUACCGAUACGCUCAAAGAUGCCAGUCCCCGGCAAACGCUGUCCCAACUGUCUGAGACGUGGACAAACGAUCUGGGUGAUUCCUGGAAAGCGAUGCUCGCAGUGCGGUACAGAGGUCCUGUAA
Messenger RNA from Fulvia fulva, 237 nucleotides. RefSeq lists its product as uncharacterized. The transcript is spliced from 2 exons. Bases 1 to 237 code for a protein of 78 amino acids. The record is from RefSeq and is a predicted model, not a curated record. Lineage: Eukaryota; Fungi; Ascomycota; Dothideomycetes; Mycosphaerellales; Mycosphaerellaceae.